Cynoglossus semilaevis (tongue sole) is the source of this 2015-nucleotide messenger RNA. RefSeq names its product solute carrier family 22 member 5-like. Gene Ontology annotation, cellular component: membrane. Gene Ontology annotation, biological process: transmembrane transport. The transcript has 11 exons. NCBI's taxonomy places the organism in Eukaryota, Metazoa, Chordata, Actinopteri, Pleuronectiformes, Cynoglossidae. Gene Ontology annotation, molecular function: transmembrane transporter activity. The record is from RefSeq and is a predicted model, not a curated record. The coding region runs from base 258 to 1964 and encodes 568 amino acids.
CUGGUAAAAUGCUUAUAUGGUUUAAAAAAAGAACAACAUUUUGAUACUUAAUUCUCAGAAGGUUUUGUUUUUACUUACAGCUUUAAUUAAUAAUUGUACAAAACAAUCAUUGUUUCUAAAGUUGUUCUGCAAGUUUUUGUAUCUACACCAACAGGACUCCGUUUGAUGGUCUCUGCUGCUUCAGUGUUUGCAGUUCUGUAUAACAGAAAAUAAAAUAAUUGACAGAAUUGUCCAGAUUACGUUAAGACUGGAGUAACAUGCAGAGCUACGAGGAUGCAGUAUCGUUUCUGGGAAACUGGGGUCCGUUCCAGCGGAGAGUGUUCAUCCUCCUCAGUCUGCUCUCCAUUCCCUGUGGAUACGUGGUCCUUUCAGUCAUCUUUCUGUUGGCUGUUCCACCUCACCACUGCUCUAUCCCAGUCAGCAGCAACCUCAGCCAGGACUGGAUUCAGGCCAGCAUCCCAGAAAAGCAUGUGGCAGGGAAGCUGGAGCGAAGCAGUUGUAGCCGGUACAGGUUGGACCUGGUACUGAACCUGUCAGCGGGGGAAGACUCACUCCACGUGGACCAUGUCCAGAACCUAUCUGUGCUGUUGGCCCAAGUCCCGUCCUCUGAUAUGAUGCUGGAGGGCUGCAGAGAUGGAUGGAUUUAUUGUAAACAGUACUACCAGUCUACUGUAGUCACUGAGUUUAACCUGGUGUGCAGUGACCAGUGGAAACAGCCGUUGGUUUCUUUAUUGUACUUCGUGGGAGGACUUUGUGGAUGCUUCAUCUCUGGACAGAUGGCUGAUCGAUUUGGCAGGAAACCUACACUGUUUGGUUCCCUUCUUAUUCUUACCAUCUCUAGCACAGCUGCGACCUUUGCGCCCUCAUUCCCUGUCUUUACAGUUUUGUUCAUGUUGAUGGGUUUUAGUCAGAUGGCCAUCUACAUCACUAUUUUUGUUCUGGGUUCAGAAACUCUGAUUGGUUCAACCAGAGUUCUCUUCUGCAGCCUGUGUUUGCCGUUUGUCUACAACACCGCAGUUGUAAUGCUGCCAUGUACUGCAUAUCUGGUCAGGAACUGGAGACACCUGACGCUGCUCAUUGCCGUGCCCGGUCUGGCCUGCCUGCCUCUGUUUGGGUUAAUACAAGAGUCUCCUCGCUGGCUGGUUUCUUGUGGCCGUUUAGAGGAAGCAGAGCGGCUGCUGAGGUCAGCCGCUCUGCAGAACCGGGUGGAACCCCCAGCUGUCAUCUUCCACUCGUCUAUGGUGGAGAAGACAGAAAAGGAAAAAUCUGAGACCUACAACUUCUUUCACCUAAUGAGGAUCAAGAAGAUCCGACCCAUAGCUUUCAUUCUGUGGGUCAUAUGGCUGUCCACGAGCCUCAGCUUCUUUGGGAUAUCUUUUAACCUGUCCAGUCUUGAUGGGAGUCCUUUUAUCACCUACAUCCUGUCAUCAGCUGUAGACUUUCCAGGAUAUACAGUCAGCUGGUUGACGGCUGGUUAUUUUCCCCGUCGUCUCUCGUAUAUUGGCUGCACCCUUGUGAGCGCACUUGCUCUCUUUCUCCUGCAGAUCACAAUGCACAGUUCCACCACUCUGACCCUGGUGCUGGCGCUGCUGGGUAAAUUUGGCAUUUUGGCUGCAAUUGGUGUGAUAUACGUGUACACUGGUGAGCUGUUUCCUACAGUCAUCAGAAACACUGCCAUGUCAUCCUGUGCCAUGUUCGCCCGGCUGGGCUCAUCUGUAUCGCCCUAUUUAAUGCAACUAGCUGUGUUCUAUGAGUUCCUGCCCUGGAUCGUGGUGGCCUCUCUGUCAUUGGUUGUUUCUCUUCUCUGUGCAUUUCUGCCGGAGACCUUUAGGCAACCACUUCCUGACACGAUCCAAGAACUGAAGCCAAUACAGAUGUUCAAAUGGCCUUGUAGAAACGGUCCUACCUCCAAGGAUGAUCUAAGGCCAGAUGCACCUGAGGUCCUCCGCUCAACACGCUUCUAGAAAACAGUCAAGAAACUGGACCAAAAGUUGGAGGUUUUAUUUUCUCUACUU